Messenger RNA from Hydatigera taeniaeformis, 1050 nucleotides. The record is from the annotation of a GenBank genome assembly. NCBI's taxonomy places the organism in Eukaryota, Metazoa, Platyhelminthes, Cestoda, Cyclophyllidea, Taeniidae.
AUGUACAUGUGCAAGGCGGAGGCAUCUAACCCCUUCUACCACCUCCCUACGCCAGUCGAUCAAAUCACCGAGGUGCUUUUCACUUCGCCUACCACUUCCGCCCCUACCGCGUCCUCCUCAGUCGACGCCUCUGCAUUCACCACCACACCGACCUCCUUCCGACCCUCCCUCAUUGACAGCGGCAUCAAUACCGAAUUUCUUAUCCAAGUGCAACCCAUCCGUCUAAUUGUGUUCUCACGUCCGAGAAUGCUUCCUGGAAAUCCGCGGCUCGUUGAUAUCAAAACGUCCACUUCCUCUGCACCACACAACUCCUGGACAACGCGAGGUCACUUCAAUGAUCGCCCACUUCGGCGCCAAGGCAGCAAACCACCCCUACUUCCACCGUGGGCCUAUGUUAACCGUCCAGUUGCCAGGGAGGGCGAAAAAAUGGUUCUGGAAUGUGCGGCACGCGGCAAUCCGCCUCCCAAGUUGGUAUGGUUCAAGGGAGGAGGUGGCAGUAACUUACCACCUCCGGAAGGCCUUGCCUCUCUCCACGAUGUCAAUUUUGAUGUAGGUGUACGCGAAGCCUUAAAUUACCUUCCAUUGGUGGAAGCAAUGAAAUACUUGGGCACAAGGGUAGCCGAAGAUGACCAACUCUUUCCAGCCAUUGUGGAGACACCCACGAAGACCAACCUCUCCGGUGUCAUAUCUCUAGCAGACAUGGAAGGUGCACAUCUGACAUCGAAGGAGACCGAUUUCACUGGAACCCGACUGGACCGAUUUUCAGUAGUGGCGGGUCUAAGAAAAGACGAUACUGGUGUUCCUAUGAUUGCAGUAUCAAGACUUAUUGUUGAUGAUUUGGGAGUUUCCGAUGCCACUAGAUAUACCUGUCUGGCUCAACUGGAUAUGGCACCACUCGGAGGACACGGCAAUUGGACUGACGUUGGCAGGUUAGUCGGUAACCCUGAUGCAGAGAACAAUUCAUUAUUGCUGCUUAAAGUCUGCUUGCUGCUGGACGACGCUGCGUCCUUCUUAGCUCCACGACCUGAGAACAACAUGCUGGCUGGCUAG